GCUCCUCUUCCCUUCGGGCGUACCUCCUCUCGGUGAUCACCCGACAGCCCACGGUCAUCUCCCACUUGAUCCCUACCACCCCAGGAAUUGCCCCCGUGUUGUCCCGCCACCCUGCUACUGAGGCUGCCUCUGCUGAGGUCCCAGGUGGCGAGGCGUUAGCCAGCAGUGAGUCAGAGGCCGAGCAGCCCACACCCCGGCAGAAGAAGCCCCGCCGGAGUCGUACCAUCUUCACCGAGCUGCAGCUCAUGGGCCUGGAGAAGAAAUUCCAGAAGCAGAAGUACUUGUCCACGCCAGACAGGUUGGACUUGGCCCAGUCUCUGGGACUCACUCAGCUGCAGGUGAAGACUUGGUACCAGAAUCGCAGGAUGAAAUGGAAGAAAAUGGUCCUUAAAGGUGGACAGGAGGCACCCACGAAGCCCAAGGGUCGUCAGAAGAACUCUAUCCCCACAUCAGAAGAGAUUGAAGCUGAAGAAAAAAUGAACAGCCAGGCUCAGAUCCAGGAGCGGCUGGAGCCCUUGCAGGGACAGGAGGAACCCUGUGAUGCUCAGGAACCCAAAGCAUGCCAUGUCCCCUUGGAGGUGGCAGAGCCACCAGGCCAGCCCCAGGAGUUGACAAUAGCCUCUUCUGAACCCCCACCAUUAAGCUAA
Molecule: messenger RNA, 647 nt
Organism: Castor canadensis (American beaver)
Lineage: Eukaryota; Metazoa; Chordata; Mammalia; Rodentia; Castoridae
Source: RefSeq, a predicted model, not a curated record